This is a messenger RNA of Sodiomyces alkalinus F11, 1155 nucleotides long. RefSeq lists its product as hypothetical. The record is from RefSeq and is a predicted model, not a curated record. The transcript has a single exon. Gene Ontology annotation, molecular function: ureidoglycolate lyase activity; ureidoglycolate hydrolase activity. Gene Ontology annotation, biological process: allantoin catabolic process. The coding region runs from base 140 to 1030 and encodes 296 amino acids. NCBI's taxonomy places the organism in Eukaryota, Fungi, Ascomycota, Sordariomycetes, Glomerellales, Plectosphaerellaceae.
CCUCUCUCGUUAAACAGUAUUGCGUCCCUUAUCCCAUUACCCAAGCCAUUCGUCUGAAUCCAGUACGGAUAACCGCAAAGGGCAACUCUCACCACCCCGAAAUUGUGAUAAACCGCCAUUAAUCACACCCACCACUGAAAUGGCACCCAUCAGAAUCACCCUCGACAAAUCCAACUCUCUCGCCAUCCCUGCCCAACCUCUGACUCCGGCCGAGUUCGCCCCCUUCGGUUCCGUGGUCCAGAACCCUCACCCUUCUAUCCACCCCAGCCCGUCCCUCCCCACGAACCUCGCCUACAACGCCGUGUCGGCGAAUCAAGGCACGGCAAUUAAAUAUCAGCAUCUAUCCCGUCCCCUGGACUUGUACGCUUCUGCCCCGAGCAAAGUUUCCUCCAAACCAGUCCUCAAUAUCUUCGUCUGCGCCGCCCGCCCUCUUCGUCUCCGGCCCCCUCCGCUGCCAUCAUCUUCAUCAUCCUCAUCCUCAUCCUCAUCACCCUCACCCUCACCCUCACCCUUACCCCCCAGGGGUGGCGCGGGUCUCUUCCUCGUCACGAUCCUCGAACGCCACCCGUUCACGACACAAACAUUCGUGCCCCUGGCCCAGGGACCAGCCGCUCCGGCAAGCAGCUACCUCGUCAUUGUGGCCCCGAGCCUCCCCCCCGGGCCCCUGGACCAACAUCUUCCCUUUCCCCCGUCUUCGCCGCCGUCGUCGGAUGGGACCGGAGACGAGAAGCGGGAGGAGCAAAGCGCGACGGUGCUGCCGGCCCGUGGUGUCCCUGACCUUCGUAACCUGCGCGCCUUCAUCGCCGGCCCGGGCCAAGGCGUGACGUACGGCGCGGGGACCUGGCACGCACCUAUGGUGGCGCUCGGUCCGCCCGGCGCGGUGGUUGAGUUCGCCGUCACGCAGUUCGCCAACGGCGUCGGGGAGGAAGAUUGCCAGGAGGUCAUCUUCGGGGACCGGCAAGGCGAGGGCGAGGGCGAGGGCGAGAUUGUGGUUGAGGUCCCUGGCCAGAUUGCCCUCGCUAAGCUGUGAUAUGGGGGGUCGGGGGGGGGAUAGAGAGAAUAGAGAGAAUAGAGAGAAUAGAGAGAAUAGAGAGAAUAGAGAAAAUAGAGAGAAUAGAGAGAAUAGAGAGAAUAGAGAGAAUAGAGAGAAUAGAG